GGUUAAGAACCACCAGACUGACCAGAGUGAUGUUUGGGCUGGGCCAAGUCCAGUCCGCCCAUUACAACAAUCUGGCAAUCACGUAUACCAGGAAGCCCGAAUCGCCAUGGCCUCUUUAAUUGUCCACGUUUCAGUCUUCUUUUUCCCCCAUCUUUCUCCCUUUUGGUAAAAUCUAAAAUGGGCGUCAUCGUCUUCAACCCUUCAACCUCCGGCGGGCUUCUCCUCCAUCAAGACGCCUAGUGCCAUGGCAGCAGCAACAACAACUUCCUUGUAGUACAAGUUUGAUGCCCACCACUACCAACUACUUGCAUCUGCCCUUCCGUUUCAACUUUCAAGCGGCACGAGCUCCAGUAACGCAAGGGCAUCGUCUCCUUCACCAUCCCCGGCCCGCGGUCAUAAUGAUGAGACAGAAGACGACCACGACCGCAACCACCAACAACAAGCAACAGCAGCAGAGCGUCGAUGAUCAGAACGAAACGAAAAAGAAGAAGUUGUACUACAACGGGGCAUCCUUCUUCGUGUCUUCCCCGGCUCCGGCUUCCUUGCCUCUCCCUUCGUUCCUUUCCACCACCCUCCACAGUGCUCCACAAGAAGAAGAAGAAGAAGCUGCCGCUAGUACUAUUACUACUCCGACGAAGCCAGCGGUUUGUAGGCGACGACAGUAUUAUUCACGCGAGCUCUUGCUAUCGCUCUCUCGAUCUGGACUCGAGACUAAUUGUCCAAUUCUACUUGAACCCGAUCUUACGGUGGUGAUUAGCUUAGCUGAUAGAUGUGUACUUAAUUGAUAUUGCUGAAUGAUAAAUUGUUUUUUUUUUUUUUUUAAGUGUGAGCUGGAUCGGACAUUGUAUUUGUAUAGCUUCUUUGGUCUUACUUUGAUGUGUUAAAUAUUAAGUAAACUAUUUCCUAAUUGAUUGGUUUUAUACGUUGGCUACGUAUUCUACUUUUCUUAUAGUCUGGGCCUGUUAGCAUGUAAUUGUCAUUGGUGUUUUAUUUGGGUAGUUAUUUGUUAUUUUGCAGCUUAAACCUAAUUACCCUAGUUUGCUCACGUAGAAGCCAGAAGGGUAUUAGUAGCUUGUAUGCGGCUGCCUCUGUAACUCAAGAGAGACAGAUUUCUAUUCUGUUCUCCGUAAUGAAAACCUACUCGAGCUCUGCUCAUCGUGGACUAGUCUCGUCUAUUGACGAAGAUAACAUGUAAAUCAUCGUCUCAUUUACUUUUCGCACUCAUCAAAUCUUACAGGGACAGAUUCAGCAAGUUGUUUUAUUCCCCAUAAAAAACCCAAUAUACAACUUUUACGUACCUUAUAUACAAAUUUGGUGCCGUUGGCUGCUGCUAGCAAUUUUUUUGGACAAAAUCACUUACUUCAUUAGAGAUGUGCGUGGAUCGCUAGUUGGUCACGAUCGAAACUGAUUCAAGAUGGAUUCAUUUUUACUAACUGCGAUUCAUAGUAAUUCGCUGCUUACUCUAGAAAAUCAUUGCCUAAGCGCUAGAAACUCCAACUAACUGGGUCAAAUUUGUGUGUUAUGGAAAAUUCUUUUAUAAGUCUAAUAUUGUGUGGAAUUUUUUUAUAAUAAGUGUGGUCUUUCGGGGAAUAUAGUUGUUUAGUUGAUUUUCCCUCCUUAUUUAUACUUGUACUAUAUAAUCAAAUCAUAUAUCGGAUUAAAUCGGUGAUACACCAUAUUAUCAUAGCCAUAGCAAUUCCACAUUCAUCGAGCCUGCCACUCUCUGUUCGUCUUUUUUUGUCAGCAAACCCUUUCUUGGAUCGUAAUUUUGACGUUGCCCUUUUUAUCUGACUUGUUUAGCUUGUUUUGGGGCGGGGCUUUCAUAGGUAUUUUGAUCGAUCUAACCUGAUCUGACUCGCUUCAUUUUCGACUCGAUCUUGCCUAAAUUAUAUGUAAUUUUAGUCAAAUUAUUUACAAUUUUCAUUUUAUUACAUCAUAUUUUAGCUAUAAUAAAGUUGUAAAUUAGUAAAAAUCUCAAUUCCUCCAAUAAUUUAACUACAUUCAAAAAAUAACAAAUAUUUAUAAAGUUU
Molecule: messenger RNA, 2030 nt
Organism: Linum trigynum
Lineage: Eukaryota; Viridiplantae; Streptophyta; Magnoliopsida; Malpighiales; Linaceae
Source: the annotation of a GenBank genome assembly